UAUGCAGCGCAGCUCUGUGCUGUGGCUCCUCCGCAUCAUCAGCUCCCAGUCACUUCUCCUCCUUCCUCCGCUGUCCACUCCGGAGCCAUGUGAACGGUGCUGUCUCUCUCCGUAGACCAGACCGGACCCUCCUCCGUCCCUCCGUCACUCCCAUUCGUCAGCGCUGACGUCCUCGCACCCGCCCGGUGGCUCUCCGCGCAGGGGUAGUGUCUCUGUCCCCCGCCCCCGAGCCCCGCGGUUUCUCUCCGGUCGUGCGGCGCAGCGGUGGAGGAUGAGCGAGCAAGGGAAGGGCUCGGCAUCCGCCUCUGCCGCGGCCCCGGCGGCUCCGGGCUCGGACACUUACAAAGGCUGGCUCUUUAAAUGGACCAACUACCUGAAAGGGUACCAGCGGCGGUGGUUCGUCCUCAGCAACGGCCUGCUCUCGUAUUACAGGACGCAGGCGGAGAUGGCCCAUACGUGUCGCGGAACAAUAAACUUGGCCACAGCGCACAUCGACACAGAGGACGCCUGCAACAUUGUCCUGAGCAGUGGCGGUCGCACGUACCACCUGAAGGCGAGCACAGAAGUGGAGCGGCAGAGAUGGGUCACGGCGCUGGAGCUGGCCAAAGCUAAAGCCAUCCGCAUGAUGAACGAUCAGUCUGAUGACUCAGGAGACGAGGAACCCACUUCCCAAUCAGACCGCAGCGAGAUUCAGGGAACACUGAAAAUACUCGUCAGCAAGCUUGAUGACCUCAGCACGUGUAAUGACCUGAUCGCAAAGCAUGGCGCGGCCCUGCAGCGAUCCCUGAGUGAACUCGAGGGGCUGAAGGUCCCUGUGGAGGGAGGGGAGAAGAUCAAGGCAGUCAACGAGCGAGCCACACUCUUCCGAAUCACUUCCAAUGCUAUGAUCAAUGCGUGUCGAGACUUCUUGGACCUAGCAGAGACUCACAGUAGGAGAUGGCAACGGGCGCUGCAGUAUGAGCGAGAGCAGCGCACUCACCUAGAGGAGACCAUUGAGCAGUUAGCCAAGCAGCAUAACAGCCUGGAGCGAGCGUGGAGAGAAGCACCCACGCUUGUUUCCAACAAGCCCAGUGCCCCGACCACCAACAAGGGAAGCGAGAGGCCGCUCAAAGAAGAGGCAAGUGAUGAAGAUGAGGAUACUGAGUACUUUGAUGCCAUGGAGGAUUCCCCUGCGUUUAUCACAGUGACUGCCACUGACAACACACAGCACAGGCGAUCUCAGAGUAAUUUGAGCGGAGCGAGCGGCGGUCACCCCAGUGACUGGAUCCAGGACGACCAUAUGUCUCCAGGCUGUAACGAUGUGUCAGGGAAGGAGCUGCAGCCCCGCAGACAGAGGCGGACUCACAUCCCAGACAAACCCAACUACUCCCUCAAUUUAUGGAGCAUUAUGAAGAACUGCAUUGGCAAGGAGCUCUCUAAAAUCCCCAUGCCUGUGAACUUCAAUGAGCCGCUGUCAAUGCUGCAGCGACUCACCGAGGACCUGGAGUAUCACGAGCUCCUGGACAAGGCGGCGCGCUGCGACUCCUCUCUGGAGCAGAUGUGCCUGGUCGCUGCCUUCUCCGUCUCCUCCUACUCCACCACGGUCCAUCGGACAGCGAAGCCCUUCAACCCCCUCCUGGGCGAGACCUACGAGCUCGAUCGCCUGGAAGAGUUCGGCUACCGCUCGCUGUGUGAGCAGGUGAGCCAUCACCCCCCUGCUGCUGCACAUCAUGUGAUUUCCAAACAAGGCUGGACCCUGUGGCAGGAAAUCACCAUUGCCAGCAAGUUCCGUGGAAAAUACCUCUCUAUUAUGCCUCUAGGUGCCAUUCACCUGCACUUCCACUCCAGUGGGAACCACUAUGUUUGGAGAAAGGUCACCUCCACAGUGCACAACAUCAUCGUGGGCAAGCUGUGGAUUGACCAGUCGGGGGACAUUGAGAUUGUGAAUCACAGGACCAAGGAGACCUGCCAACUCAAGUUCUCUCCCUACAGUUAUUUCUCCAGGGACGUCCCACGCAAGGUGACAGGUGUGGUGUCAGACAGCGGGGGCCAGGCCCACUACAUCCUCUCUGGUACGUGGGAUGAUAAGAUGGAGAGUGCCAAGAUCGUUCAGAGUAGCCGAGGGGGCAGUGGAUCAGAGGGCAAGCAGAAGACCGUCUAUCAGACGUUGUCCCCCAAACUGCUGUGGAAGAAAUACCCUCUCCCGGAGAACGCAGAGAACAUGUACUACUUCUCUGCUCUGGCAUUGACCCUGAAUGAGCUGGAGGACGGAGUGGGACUAACUGAUAGCCGCCUGAGACCUGACCAGAGGCUGAUGGAGGAAGGGCGAUGGGAUGAAGCAAACUCAGAAAAACAGAGGCUAGAGGAGAAGCAAAGAGCUGUGAGGAGGAGGAGGGAAGCAGAGGCCUCAGACGCUCUGGAUGACGAGUGUGAUUAUGACUCUGGUCGAGAAUACGAAGGCUACCAGCCGCUGUGGUUUCACCAGAGGAGGAACUCGAUAACUGGAGAGACAAACUUUGUGUACAAGGGAGGUUACUGGGAGACCAAGGAGAGACAGGACUGGAACAUGAGCCCUGACAUCUUCUAACCCAGGAACUGACCCCAGAUCACAGCCAACCUCAGCAGACAGGAAACGGCUCAGCCUCUGCUCCUGGCUCAUGAGCACUAUUUGGACAUUCUGUGAUGAUGCAAACGUGUUUGUUUCACACGCUCUCGGAUAACACUGUACCUCCAAAUGUAUACACUCGCUCUGUUCUUACACUGGAGGAGAAGAAGGGGCAUUCCCUGAGUCCUCCUCUUUGACAUCAUACUGAAACAGCAGUGAGGUAAAGUGUGGUUGUGACAUCACACAAUGAAGGCACCUGCACACUCCUGAAAUCAGGUGCUCCCUAAAUGCUACCCACAAUGCACUUUUUUGUGAUCACCCUAUCACAGAGUUUUACCAAUUGGAUAGAAACUCAUAUCAAAGCAGCUCACAACUAUCGAAUAUAAACAGGGACAAAAUCAUAGAAACACAAGUGUUGAAUACACGUCAGUCAGUUAUUUUUCAAAACACAUUUGAUAUUAAGCUACUUUAUAAGUUAGUUAACUUUUUCCUUCGCAGGAUUGAAUUCAAGUGCUCAUUUUCUCUUAAAGAGGGAAGUUAACGCCUGAACAUGGUGUCUAAAAGAUUUCUGUCUAAAAGAUUUAUUAUGGAGACCCAAAGUGUCAAAUCAAAUAAAUAAAGACAUCAUAUUAAUAAUUACAAAACAAUAAUGAAAUAUAACCAUAAAAUUUGGAAAUAAUUAAAAUUAUAGAUAUAUAUCUGUGGUUAUAUCUGUGUUCAUUUAUAUGAUUGCUAGUUUUAUAUAUAUUUAAUUUUCAGCAGUUUGGUUCUCCAUAAUCAACAGCUAAUAUUUGCCUGAGAAAAUGAUCUUGUUCUUAUACACUAGAGGCUGGUUCAUCCUAACUGAUAAAACAUGCAGCAAUGUAGAAUUGUGUUUUACUUGGUGUGAAUGUUGGGGUUUCCUUCCAGCGCCAAACAAAUACGUAGUUAUUCUGUUCCCUAGUCAGUUAGACUGUAGUCCGUGUAGUGGUAAUAUAGCUGCUGGCCCAUUUCACACUUUGAAUAUGAAACAUGUCUAAUGCUUCAUUUCAGUCGUACAAACAUGCUUUAGACAUCGUCCAUCUGUAAUUCUGGAGUCAGAUUUCUACAGUAGUCAGUCCUUUAAUUGUAACGCAACAGUAAAACAUUCAUAUCACUAAAGGAAUCACCAUCAAAGACCUGAACAUGCACGUUUCACUGUGAUUGGCCAUAGAUUAGAACAUAUCUCUGUGUUGAUGUUUUAAAAGAUCUCACUUCGUACAUGUACUUUACCUCGUCCUCUGGUGCUCUCCCAUAGCAACACAUACUGUAUCCUUGGUGACCAUUUUGAGUGACAUCAUUCUCAGUGAUUGUACAAAGUAUUAACUCUGCGCCAAAUCACCAAUGAGGCAUUCAGUCAUUGCCACCCAGGGCAUCCUGUUGGUUUCUAUAGUGUACGUUGCACUAGCUCCACAGCCUCCCAUCAGUCACUAACCAGUGGUUCCAGCAGGACUACUCUACCUGAGACUGGAGGGGUUUCUCUCAGGGGUCCCGAGUGGCUUCAGCUGACGGGAGGUCAGGGCUGGUUCCUGUAGCACACCACUGUGUCUGUCAGCUUUAGCCACAGAGGACUCCCCCAGUUGCUGCUCCAGACUCACCACAGCUUACAUGUCGUCCUCUCGUUCAGUGUUUGUGGACAUGCUGAUCUGGGAUCAGCUCACAAGCGUACCCUCAGUCUUUUGCCUUAAAUCGACUGAACAAGGGAAAGAGUCCUCUGACCUGUGCACUACAUGUCUACAGUGACAAGAGUUUUGAAAACCAGUUAGUAUUUUUUGUAAUUAUUGUUAGGAAUGUAGACUUCAAGGCUGGAGGUAUUGUAUCUAUUGUUUGUCUAUUUCUGUGAAUAUUUUGUGAUAAAAGAAUGAUACUGUAAUGUAAAUUUAAGAAUAACUAUACUAAUCUGAGUAUUAAGUUCUGUACAGAAUAUUUCAAAUCUGACAUAAUUGACUGAAUAAGCCUGAAGGGUUUCCUGAAAUAUUAAUUUUUAAACCAGAUUAAUUCCGUGAAGAUGGAAGUUAAUCGUGUGGCGAUUCAUCUUUUAUAUUUCCAUAAACUGUCUUAACACACUGAAAAUCAUUUUAAUAGAGUCCUUUAUGCUAGCACAUUAGUAACUGUGGCUCAGUUAUCAUUUCCUCUGAUGUGGAAAAGAGAUUCAUUCAUAAUAGAGUGCCCCUCCGUGUGGGCUGAAAGAGUGAUGUUAUGAGCUCUUACAAUGUUCACUGAUGUUAAUGAUUUGAUGAGAUGAUUGAUGCUUUUUUUUUGCACAAUAGAUGCUUCUUUACCCAUUGACAUAAACGGUUUUAAUGCAUUUUUGAUUUGUGGUUGUCAAGAGCCCAGUUUGAUGCUCAAUCACUAAAUCUCUUGUCUGAAACAUCCUGCUAAAAGAAGUAAUUUAGCAUUUAUAGGAAAUAUGUUUGGGAUUUUUUCAUGAAAAGAUUUUCACCUCUGUCAUUUCUGAUGCUACAACCAGCAGCUGGUUAGCUUAGCUUAGCUUAGCAUUAAGACUGGAAACAGGGGGAAACAGCUACCCAGGUACUGUCUGAAGUUAAAGAAUCUACCCACCAGCAUCUCUCAAGCUCACAAACACGUUAUAUUUUCACAUAUUACACGUUGUGUUUGGAGCUCACUGAGAAUCUCGGCCUUUUUUCGGCACAUUAAGGAGUUCAGAAAGACUGUCGGCUAAUGCCUUAGGUUUGCUUUAGCGGCAGAAAGUAUCAAAGUGCAUCGGAGCAGAGGGCCUUCGUACCACUCACAUCACUGGAAGUCUCACACUUUGUGUUUUGAACAAAGAUGAGAUGUUAAUUUGUCAGAUUUAGACCUGAAUAAAGCUGGAUUUAGUUUUUUUUAAACCUUUGGACUAUACCAGAUUAGUUUCCAGUUGCUAGGCUAAGUAGCUGCUGUCUUUUCUGUAUGUUAAAUAGUCAUGAGCGUGGUAUUAAUCCUCUCAUGUAACGUUUAGCAGAAAAAGACAAUUGAGCUUAUUUCCCAAAAUGUCGAGGUUGUUCACACUUUAAAUCAUAUCAAGCGAGAUGUUUUAUUUUUGCUAUCUUGAGAAAUCAUCAUCGUGCAGUUAAUUCUGUAUCAUCGGGCACAGUCAUGACAUCUUAUCACUGCUGAGUGGUGCCGAGGAAACUGUACAACUGGAGAGUUGGUUUGUGAUUUUCCUUUUUCUUCAGCGAUCGAUAUGAAGUUCACUAGAGAUUUACUUUAAUAUAUUGUGUUUGAGAUGAUUUUAUACUUGAGAAUACAUAUUAUAUUUUGAAUGAUAACCGAGAGCUCAUCAUACGUUUUAGUCAAUAUAUUUUCAAAUAACUUGACCUCAGUGCGUGACGGUGACUCGCCUGUUGAAGUUGCCCCACUGAGGCCUGUACAGUCUCGGACAGCUGUAGCAAUAAUGCAGUGAGGUGUAGAUUUGUUAGAUAAUGGCUGUUGUUGCUUCAGACAGUUGUCUCCCUCAUGCAGAAUGGGGAAAAACAACCAAAGUGUAAAUGGAGAGUGUACUGAGACUAAAAAAAGCUCUUCAUCUGCCUUCCCUAUCUCAGAGGGAUCUAAUGUAAACACUCCCUCAAUGUUUUUCACAUUUCAUCCCACCCGACUCUUAAUUCACUGUGGUGUGAUCUUUUUUAUUUUUAGCUUUAAUUUUUAUGCUUUCUUUUUCUGCCAUGUUUUCUAUCUUCUCAUGGGUGCCAUUUUUCUUAUGUUUCAUACUGUUUGUAUGGAUAAUGAGUAAGAUUUGUGUGCACAUGCCGCACACAUCUUCUCAUUCAAGCUCAGUUUCGAGGCAGACGUUCACUGAUGAAGACGAGGGAGAUUUUCCUCACGGCGUCUAAACUGAACCCUGUUUCUUCUCAGACUGUGACUCACAGCUUUGUGGUGAGACUGGGGUUAAAAAAUCUGUAUGAAAGUUAUGAAACGCGUCACAACAGCGGCCUGGCACAGGAGGUCCAAGGUGACUGACCUGCCUUGACUACUACUCACUAUCUCCAAAUACACGACAGUGUAUUCAGGUGAAACAGCUGAUUCAACUGAGGUUUUUCCUUUUUUUUUUUUAUUGUGCAUUUUCUCCCUUCAUUUAUACUCGUAACAUCGUCUUUAAACAGCAAAGACACAAUAAUGGAAAAUGAGGAUAAUAAAGUUGUUAUUGUUGACACUGAA
Hippoglossus stenolepis (Pacific halibut) is the source of this 6757-nucleotide messenger RNA. RefSeq names its product oxysterol binding protein 2b (gene osbp2b). The coding region runs from base 272 to 2566 and encodes 764 amino acids. The record is from RefSeq and is a predicted model, not a curated record. Lineage: Eukaryota; Metazoa; Chordata; Actinopteri; Pleuronectiformes; Pleuronectidae. Gene Ontology annotation, cellular component: cytosol; intracellular membrane-bounded organelle; membrane. Gene Ontology annotation, molecular function: cholesterol binding. The transcript is spliced from 15 exons.